Penicillium atrosanguineum is the source of this 819-nucleotide messenger RNA. Its product is annotated as DUF218 domain protein. The record is from RefSeq and is a predicted model, not a curated record. Lineage: Eukaryota; Fungi; Ascomycota; Eurotiomycetes; Eurotiales; Aspergillaceae. Gene Ontology annotation, cellular component: cytoplasm. The transcript is spliced from 4 exons. Bases 1 to 819 code for a protein of 272 amino acids.
AUGGAUCAGAUUGCCUCCGGGGUGCGGUCCCACCUCAUCGUCGUUUGCUGCCACGCGAUUUACCUGGGAGGUCCCAACCGAGGCCGUGCCGAGAACGAAUGGUUAAUAGAGCCCUUCCAAAGGGGAGAAACUGACACUUUUAUGAGGCACGCCGAGGCCGCAGUGGAAUUACUGGUGAAUACCCCGGGUGCAUUGCUGGUGGUCUCGGGGGGUCCCACUAAACGACCAAGAACUGAACUCUCCGAGGGGCAGUCAUACUUUAACCUUGUCAAAGAUAACAAGUACUUCAACAUGGCUCACCAGAUUGACAUAGAGAGGAUCAUUGUUGAGCCUCAUGCGACAGACUCUUAUCAGAACGUCUUAUUCUCAUUGCUGGAAUUUCGCUUGUGCACAGGGUAUUACCCAGACUCUGUCACCGUCUUCACGCACAAGUUCAAGUCGAUGCGGUUCCUGGAAUAUCAUUUCCCUGCCAUUGGAUUACUUCCCAACUUACCUGCCGCCGUAACGGAAGGGAGCCGAGACGCUGAUGUGAGGGGCGUUGAUCCUCCGGAGCAUGUCACUUCGCAAGAAUCCUUAAUCAAGGGCGAGGCAGUGAGAGGAAUCGGACUAUGGGCGAAAGAUCUAUACGGAGUCGGAGAUGAACUCGCCCGUAAACGGAAGGACAGAGGUUGGGAGCCCGGCAUAGAGGGCGUCUUCCUCAAUCGAGGGCUGGGGGAAGUCGUAGAGCACCUGGUUUGUUGGAAUGGCGGGGCAGGAAGCGAGUGGUUUCCGAGGAUGCAGGAAUUGCCCUGGUUCUACGGAAAUAAAGAACACUCAUGA